Myotis brandtii (Brandt's bat) is the source of this 1576-nucleotide messenger RNA. Its product is annotated as formin-like protein 5. NCBI's taxonomy places the organism in Eukaryota, Metazoa, Chordata, Mammalia, Chiroptera, Vespertilionidae. The transcript is spliced from 2 exons. The record is from RefSeq and is a predicted model, not a curated record. The coding region runs from base 139 to 1539 and encodes 466 amino acids.
UCGAACCCUGACCUCCUGGUUCACAGGUCGACGCUCGACCACUGAGCCACGCCGGCCGCGGGGACAGUGUCUGAAUUCUUGAUGCUACUGCAAAGUCGCUAGGUUCAUGGGAACGUGAGAGGAUUUCAGGGUAUUUAGAUGAACCUGUGCCCCCCAACGCCCUCACAAAGACCCCCACAAAGCUCACUCAGGUGUUGGGGAGCCUGUGCCCCCCAGAGACCCCCACAAAGCUCACUCGGGUGUUGGGGAGCCUGUGCCCCCCCAGAGACCCCCACAAAGCUCUCUCAGGUGUCGGGGAGCCUGUGCCCCCCCAGAGGCCCCCACAAAGCUCACUCAGGUGUUGGGGAGCCUGUGUCCCCCAGAGGCCCCCACAAAGCUCUCUCGGGUGUCGGGGAGCCGCUCUGCCCCCCCAGAGACCCCCACAAAGCUCUCUCAGGUGUCGGGGAGCCUGUGCCCCCCCAGAGGCCCCCACAAAGCUCACUCAGGUGUUGGGGAGCCGCUCUGCCCCCCCAGAGACCCCCACAAAGCUCUCUCAGGUGUCGGGGAGCCUGUGCCCCCCCAGAGGCCCCCACAAAGCUCACUCAGGUGUUGGGGAGCCGCUCUGCCCCCCCAGAGACCCCCACAAAGCUCUCUCAGGUGUCGGGGAGCCUGUGCCCCCCCAGAGGCCCCCACAAAGCUCACUCAGGUGUUGGGGAGCCGCUCUGCCCCCCCAGAGACCCCCACAAAGCUCUCUCAGGUGUCGGGGAGCCUGUGCCCCCCCAGAGGCCCCCACAAAGCUCACUCAGGUGUUGGGGAGCCGCUCUGCCCCCCCAGAGACCCCCACAAAGCUCUCUCAGGUGUCGGGGAGCCUGUGCCCCCCCAGAGGCCCCCACAAAGCUCACUCAGGUGUUGGGGAGCCGCUCUGCCCCCCCAGAGACCCCCACAAAGCUCUCUCAGGUGUCGGGGAGCCUGUGCCCCCCCAGAGGCCCCCACAAAGCUCACUCAGGUGUUGGGGAGCCGCUCUGCCCCCCCAGAGACCCCCACAAAGCUCUCUCAGGUGUCGGGGAGCCUGUGCCCCCCCAGAGGCCCCCACAAAGCUCACUCAGGUGUUGGGGAGCCGCUCUGCCCCCCCAGAGACCCCCACAAAGCUCUCUCAGGUGUCGGGGAGCCUGUGCCCCCCCAGAGGCCCCCACAAAGCUCACUCAGGUGUUGGGGAGCCGCUCUGCCCCCCCAGAGACCCCCACAAAGCUCUCUCAGGUGUCGGGGAGCCUGUGCCCCCCCAGAGGCCCCCACAAAGCUCACUCAGGUGUUGGGGAGCCGCUCUGCCCCCCCAGAGACCCCCACAAAGCUCUCUCAGGUGUCGGGGAGCCUGUGCCCCCCCAGAGGCCCCCACAAAGCUCACUCAGGUGUUGGGGAGCCGCUCUGCCCCCCCAGAGACCCCCACAAAGCUCUCUCAGGUGUUGGGGAGCCUGUGCCCCCCAGAGACCCCCACAAAGCUCUCUCGGGUGUCACCCAUGGGCCCCGUGUGCCCUCCUGCGGCCUGGCCACCGCCCGGUCUGACGCCUCUCUCUCCCCCCGCCCCCCCGCCCGCUUCCUG